Messenger RNA from Pristis pectinata (smalltooth sawfish), 6470 nucleotides. It is a transcript of the gene mul2, whose product is annotated as mitochondrial E3 ubiquitin protein ligase 1a. NCBI's taxonomy places the organism in Eukaryota, Metazoa, Chordata, Chondrichthyes, Rhinopristiformes, Pristidae. The transcript is spliced from 5 exons. Bases 385 to 1434 code for a protein of 349 amino acids. Gene Ontology annotation, biological process: protein ubiquitination; organelle organization. The record is from RefSeq and is a predicted model, not a curated record. Gene Ontology annotation, molecular function: ubiquitin-protein transferase activity.
CGGUCGCCGUUGUGGCGGCGGAUUUGUUGUGUUUGUGUCGGGCAGACUCUCUGGCGACAGGAUCGGGAUCGGGAUCGGGAUCGGGACCGUGCCCUGGCGCUGGGGGUUCGCCGUUUGCUCACCACACAGGAGGAGGAGGAGGAGGAAGGAUCAGUUCGUCCCACGGCCGAAGAAUAGGAUUGAGAUGCGCGGCGUUACCCGGGCAACCUGACCUUUGGGGACAGGAAGAGCUCGAGGCCGGCCUGGGGUCAGGAGGGGGAUGUUUGCGUGAAGGGCCGCGGGGUUAGCCCUUGUUGAAGGGCCACGGUUCGUGGUGCAAGGCGGCACUAAGGCUGGAAGGGCUCAAAGGUUAGACAUUGCCUCACUAUAGCUCAAAGCUGCAACAUGGACAGGAUUCCAGUGUCAUCCAUUGAGCUGAUCUGCUUGGGGUCAAGCUUUGCAUUUUCUGGGUUGUUUUACUACUUGUACAGAAGGAAAAGAACAACAGUGGAAGUGCUGAAGGAAGCCCCACAAUUUCAAAUCAACAAGCAUUUGGUGGAAUUUCUUAAUGCCACUCCAGGAAAAUGUGUGCAAUAUGCUGUUGUAGAAGGAAUUACUCGACCAGUUGGAGAGAGAUUGCGUAGCCAUUAUCAAGAUGACUGCACUGGUGUAAUGCAACGGCUUAUUUUGAAAGAGCACAAACUGAUCUGGAAUAACUUGGCUAGGAGUUGGAGUGACAGUGAACGAAUUAUACAUGAAAGAGUGAAUAUCGUACCCUUUGACCUGAUUUCUCCCGGAGGAGGAAAAUAUGCAGUUCGUGUAAUCAACCCACUGGAAGCAUCAGGACCGCAGUUUGAAACAGUAUAUGAACGAUUUCACCAGGCUACACAAGGCUUCACUGAUGUCAUUGGGCACUACCUGAGUGGUGAGAAGCCCAAAGGCUUCCUGGAAACUGAAGAGAUAGUCCGUGUUGGGGCCACUUUGACAGGGAUUGGAGAGCUUGUUUUGGAUUCUGACAAGGUUAUCAAACUGCAACCCCCUAAAGAUGGUCUGGAAUACUUCCUCAGCAGCAUGGACUUCCCUAGUAUACUGAAACAGCAGGAGUCGAGUGUUAAACUUUGGAAGGUGUUUACAACCAUCUGCACGCUGACUGGCAUUGCUUUAAUCAUGGUCGUCCUGCGUAGGAUGUACCGAGAGUUUAAUGAGAAACAGGAACAGGAAGAAAUGAGGAAGAGUUAUAAACGGUUCAAUGAAAGUAGACGUGCUGCUGUUGGUGAUGAAGAUGAAAUUCCAGCAAAUGCUUGUGUGAUUUGUCUAUCUAAACCACGGGAAUGUGUCUUCUUAACCUGCGGACAUGUUUGUUGCUGCUAUGAUUGUCAUCGGGCACUCCCCACACCAACUUGCCCAAUUUGUAGAAGUACCAUAGUCAGAAUAGUUCCCCUUUACCAAGCAUGAGAGUAUUUCACACAAUCCAAGCAAAUUGAUCAAGUGCCUUUUAAUUGCAAUCCUGCAAUCAGAAUGUAAGGCUGCUGUAUUUGUUCAGUGGUUAAAAUAGUAUGUUAAUGUGUGAGGUUCCUCUGCAUUAGUUACUGUGACCAGCCUGGCACAAGGGUUUCUGAAUUUGUGAUCCUACCUGUUUGUCAUUUGCUAUUCUCUGGCAAUGGACCUUUGCUGAUUAUUCUUGGUUGGAACAUACUUUGGUACUCUUCAUAAAACACUGCAAGAAAGAUCUAAUCAAGUCAGUUGAUCUGGAAUGGUAAUGACAGCAGUUGGAAUUUUUGAUAAGGCAACCUUUCUCAUUUGACAUAAAGCCAUCGUGGAAUAAAUUGGAAACUAUGAACAUAACCAGCUAGUACUUAACCAAAUUUCAUGGUGUUGCCAUACUUAGUGCUUGUUCGUUUUUAAAAGCAAAAAUACAUAUUACAGAAUUCUGGAAUUACUUUGACUCAGGGUGCAGAUUGGGUUUAUUUCCCCACAAGCUACUUUGUAGUUAAUGUUCUGACUUCUUAAAAUAUUUAAUGAACUUGUUCUUCCACUAAAAGAUUUUCAUUAAUAAUAAGCACUGUGUAGAAGCAGGCAAGUGAGACUGGAAAUAUGUGAAUGAUUAAACUCAGUUUUUAGUUUCUCAGUUCAUCCUAAUUUUUUUCACUUAUUCACAAGCUAGGAAUAGGAGUGUAUGGAUAUGUGGAAAACCCACUGGCUUGAUAAUUCGUACCAUCAGAUCUGGGUACUUGCAAAUUAUGACCUGUGGUACAUGAAAUAAAAAUUAUCACUCAAGUAUAUAUUUUGCAACAAACUUGAUGAUCUAUUUUUGUGAUUGUUUUUUACCACUACACAAGAGCUUACAACGUUUCAGUCAUGGUGGGACUGCUGAGUUAGUACUGUGACAAAGCACUCUCAGCUGCCAAGGGAGGAGCAUAAUUGAGAGGAAAGAAGAGGAUUUGAAGGGCAUGGAGUACAAAGGAAUAAAAAAAAAUGUGGUGAAGCUUAGUCAGAAAAGUGAUUAUUUUUAAAAGUAAAGCUCCCUUCAAAUAAUUUUAUGUUUGCACCUUUAAAUGUGUUCUUAAACUGCUUGGUCACUUGAGCAUCUUGUACAUUCAAUUUUGUUUUCUCACCUAAAAACACUGCUCUAAUUGCAGUGGCUUCCUUGCAUUAGUUUGUGACACCUCAAUGGUUUGUUUAUAAAUGAAAAUUAACAGAAGUUAACAAAUGCUUCUAAAUGAAAUAAUCUUCCAGAGCUGGGAUUUGGUGAUUGAUGAUUGAACCUGAUUUUAAAAGGUUAGUGUGUAACUCAUUCUUUGUUUUAUGCAGCAAGCAUCUUGGUAUGUAAUAUUUGGCAAGAUUAUAUCGAUUAGUAUAUGAAGCUUAAAAACUUCUACACUGGUUAUUUCUAGAGUUCCAGCAUCUUAUGAUGGGCCACUUUUUCACAAAAAUGCUGUCUUGUUUGUGGAGAAUAUGCAAUAAAGAGGUUGAGAUUUCUCUACCUACAUUUGCAUCCACAAAUCAUCCCAAUGAGAUUUAUUGUCACUGAAUUUUAAGACCUAAUCAGUAUCUUGCAAACAUAUAUAGAGGACAGUAUGGACAGCCAUAAGUCAAACAGCUGGUCUGCUAGUGUUGGUUCAGGGGUGGAUGAUAGGACACAAGGGAAAUUAAUCUUUACAUCCAGUAAAUUCAGAAAUCCUGCUCUAACUGAGCUUGUGUCAAUAGAAGCCAUGAUAGCUUUUAAGACUUUCCAAAGAUCUCUUGAAUUUCUCUAUAAGAUGCUAGGUUAGAACAUAGAACAAUACAGCACAAUACAGGUCCUUCAGCCCACCAUGUUGUGCUGACCUUCAAACCACCCCUAAGACUAUCUAACCCCUUCCUCCCACAUAUCCUUCUAUUUUAAAUUCCUCCAUAUGCUUAUCUAACAAUCUCUUGAACUUAACCAACGUAUCAGCCUCCACCACCACCCCAGGCAGCGCAUUCCAUGCACCAACCACUCUCUGGGUGAAAAACCUCCCUCUGACGUCUCCCUUGAACUUCCCACCCAUUACCUUAAAGCCAUGUCCUCUUGUAUUGAGCACUGGGGAAGAGGCGCUGGCUGUCCACUCUAUCUAUUCCUCUUAAUAUUUUGUAUACCUCUAUCAUGUCUCCCCUCAUCCUCCUUCUCUCCAAUAAGAACAGCCCUAGCUCCUUUAGUCUCUCCUCAUAAUCCAUACUCUCUAAUCCAGGCAGCAUCCUGGUGAAUCUCCUCUGCAUCCUUUCCAUAGCUUCCACAUCUUUCCUAUAAUGAGGCAACCAAAACUGGACUCAGUACUCUAAAUGUGCUCUAACCAGAGUUUUGUAAAACUGCAGCAUUACUUUGCGGUUCUUAAACUCGAUCCCACGACUUAUGAAAGCUAACAUCCCAUAAACUUUCUUAACUACCCUAUCCACCUGUGAGGCAACUUUCAGUGAUCCGUGGAUUUGAACCCCCAGAUCCCUCUGCUCCUUCACACUGCCCAGAAUCCUGCCAUUUAUCUUGUAUUCCGCCUUGGAGUUUGUCCUUCCAAAGUGUACCACCUCACACUUCUCCGGAUUGAACUCCAUCUGCCACUUCUCAGCCCAGCUCUGCAUCCUAUCACUAUCCCUCUGUAAGCUUCGACAGCCCUCCACACUAUCUACUACACUAGUUGUGUCUAGUUUUGGAGUAAGUACUUAAUUGUAGCAAUGUUACAUUUUAUGAUUAGUCCUUAAAAGUUGACAUUGUAUUUCUAUGAAUUUUAAAUGCAGAUCUUUCAUGCCAUAAACUUGUUUAAAAAAAAAUUAGUGGCAUUGACAUUUUCCCCAUUGUUUCAUAGGACCAUCUUCGUCUCAAUGUUCUCUGUCCGAUUCCCUCGUCUCUUCCCCAUCUCCCAACCUUCUGUCCUAUUGUGUACUCCACUGGAAAGGCACUCUCCCAGUCCAUCUUGAAAUCCCUGACCAUUUUGUAUUCAAUUCCUGGAUCUACUGAUGUCUUUAAUGUAACCUUUACCUCCACCUUUGAUAUCCUAGUUCUCAUCAAAACUAAUACUUUCUCGAUCUGCCCCUCUACCCAGACCCCUGGUCCAAUAUAUUUCAUCUCUGCUCCCAGAUGAAAUCCUUGCAGAGCUGGCUUAUGACAAAUGAACCAGAUUUUUUUUCCCCCUUGUAGGAAGUAAGCAAGUUUGUAACAGUUGUCAAAGUAAUGCACUUGCAUGUGUGACAGAUUUAAAUACCUAGUUAUUUCCAAAUAACUAAGCAGAAUGAGGGACCUAGAUUGGUUAAAACAUAAUCUAAUUGCUAUAACUCUGGAAAUAACCAGGGUUUUAUUUUAAUCUGUCAUACUUGCGUGUACUGAUCUGUGAAACAGCUGAUUCCAAGUUUGCAAAGAUAACUCCUGUGGCUUUUGUUCAGUGCAAAACCAUGAUCUCAAAGCCCUGUUUCCUCUAUCCUCACUUCCAACAAUAAGUGGAAAUCUCAUGAACUACUUUGUCACUAAGAUCGGACUGUCAAGUUUGCUGCACCUGCCAUCUCCCUUUCCUUAGCUGCCCAACUUCCAAUAUUCCUUUUCAGCCACCACCAAAUUUGCACCUCUGAUUUCUCUCAUUCCACUUGCAAACACAUCUUGUCCAUGGAACCUUUCUUGCCAUUUCAGUCAGAUUUCUGGUCAAUUUUCCUUCCUGACCCUUCUGUUUGCUAAUAUUGUCAACUGUUCUCCUUCAAAUCUGCUGCCAUUACUUCUCCUCUUUACUCCAAUUCUCAUUCUUUCUAUCCUCCAGUUUCAGUGCUCCUUUCUCAAGCCCUUGAAUAUCUUGGUAGCCUGACAUAUCGUUCCCGGAACGCCUUAUUUGAAUCCCUCCAAGCUGGUUUCCACCUCUUCCACCAAUCAUUUUCUGUUCAUUGUGAUAAAAGUGAUCUCUUCCUCAGCGUUAUUUGAUUAAAUUUUAAAGAUCAAGGAAGUUAUUUGUGAUCCUUGAAACACACUCCAGUUCCGAUCCUCUGGCUCUUUCUUUCCAUAGGAGCUCUUUUAAAAAAAAAUAAAUAAAUAAGAGGUAGGGUUAAAGAUGGAAGAGGGACUUGCCAAAAAUGUUUUGAGCAUGCAAAUAACAACAACGAUGAGUAAUUCGCUAGAUGUGAUUAAAUAGAUGAGAUCUAAACCAGACAUAUUUGGCCUCGUUGAGCUAGACUGUGAUUGUGGAGAAUGUGUGUUGUCAAUGUCAAAACUGCCCUAGUAUUAACACAACAACCAUAUUUGACCCAAAGUUGAGUUUGGACUUUGUAUCUAUUUUGUCACUAAAUCCAGUUGUUUCCACCUGUUGAACAUUAUAUAUUUUCACAUGGAUAUACGAUAUGAAUUUAAGCUUCAGAAUCUCCUGUAUCUUUUUGCUAAUAAUUUUUCACAUUGGACGUGCUCAUUUUUAAAGAUUUUCUUGUCAUUUCAUCAUUAUUGCUGCUUCAAGAAACAAGUCAUAGUUAUAGAUAGUUUGAAAGAUCCAACCUUGGCAAGAUAUUUUCUCGUUCCUUCUAGCUAGUUCACUAUGUCCUCUUUAUGAAGCAUAACUGCACUGCACUUAAAAUGACAGGUUUUUUUUCCUCAAGUGACCUGGCCUCAAAUAAAUAGGUUCUAUAUGGCCCUUGACUGAAUAGUUGGUUCUUUUUACCAUCCAAAAAAAUUCUCUAGUACGGUAUUGCAAAUGAUUCAAUUCUCUUCCUUCUGCUCUUUCAUAAAAGCUAGCUUUAACAUCCAUACAAUGGUACAGGGGUAAAACAAUGUUCAUUGUUAUUACUUUAAUUGAUUCAGUAACAUUCACGUUUUUCAUUAUCUUGAUCAAGCCUAACAUUGCAGUUCUUCCUACUUACAGUAGAUUGACUUCCUAUAUUUGGUGAUAAAGUUAAUUUGAGUGAGAUGGGCCAUUGAGUCACCAUGACUCCAAAUUAAUUGCACUUGACUAACUGUCUGAUUAUUUAUUACCCAGUUAGUGCAGUUGUGUUUGAUCAAUUAUUUUCUUGUC